AGAUGGGAAUUGAAGGGGUAGUUGUGCAAUAACAUGGGAAGCAGUUAAAAAUCAUUUUAUCAGGGUAAAAAAGUGGCUUUUAGGUGUCACUGACUGUGUAUAAAGCGUUGGAUGAGGCAUCACUUAAUUCCCAGGAAACUGAAAGAAAUUCCUCAGAUUCUGGCAGGAACAGGGUUGGACUCCACAGAUUCCUCAGAGGACGACCUUUAAAUCCAUAGAAAUCUGGUUUGGUUUGGGGUCAGACAGUUCGGAAAAUACCCCAAAAUUUCUGUUAUUUUACAAACUAGAGCAGCUUCAAACAUUCCCGGGAAAUGGAGCCUGAUGAAAGGUUGGAAAUGGGCCUUUAAGUUCAGGCUAUGAGUCCAUUUGGAGGUGUUCCCAUAAUUUUUGGGAUUUUUGGUGCAUGGAGACAAUUAGCCAUCAAAUCAGAGCAUGGAAUUUUAUGUGGAAACCAUUUUCAGGCAGUUCUUUAGGUUUGAGGUUAACUUUUGCUUAAUCUUGCCUUGCUUUUAUUGCCUGCUGAGGCCAGGAAUCAUUCUUGAAUUCCAGGUGCUUUGACUUGGAUCCAGCUCUGUUUGCUCCAUCGCUGUCCCAGCUUCUGACAGCCCAAAGGGUUUCAUGGAAAAUGAGGGUUGGGAUUUUAGCUCAGCUUCCUUCAAUCCAUGGUUUUGUUGAGGAUUUGGAGAUCGGUCCGAGGUUAGAUUAAAUAAUCUUGGAGCUCUUCACAAUAAUUCCAUGAUACUCAGUCCCCAAAGAGUUUCAUGGAAAAACAGUGUUGGAUUUUAAGCCCAGCUUCCCUCACUCCAUAGUUUUGUUGAGGAUUUGGAGGUCUGAGGUUGGAUGAGAUCAACUCGGAGCUCUUCCCAACCCCGGCAAUUCCGUGAAACUCCCGGCCCCCGGCCGCCGCAAACCGGCGGAAUUCCACCGCCCUGACGCGGUAUCUCGUUAGCAGGGAGAAGAAGGAUGGAGAGCAACCCCGUUCUGCUGGAAUCCAAGUCCUCCCCCAUCAACCUGCUGAACGAGAUGCAGCAGCUGCGGCUGCUGGGCCACCUGUGCGACGUCACGGUCAGCGUGGAGUACCAGGGCGUGCGCGCCGAGUUCCCGGCCCACAAAGCCGUGCUGGCCGCCACCAGCAAGUUCUUCAAGGAGGUUUUCCUCAACGAGAAGCCCGUGGACGGGCCCCGGAGCAGCGUGUUCCUCAACGAGGUGCAGGUGGCGGAUUUCGCCUCCUUCCUGGAGUUUGUGUACACGGCGCGCGUGGAGGUGGAGGAGGACAGGGUGCAGCGCAUGCUGGAGAUCGCCGAGAAGCUCAAGUGCCUGGAUCUCUCCGAGACCUGCUUCCAGCUGAAGAAGCAGAUGCUGGAAUCCGUGCUGCUGGAACUGCAGAACUUCUCAGAGUCGCAGAAUUCCGAGGAGGAGAGCACCGUCGCUCCCGAGCAGGAGCCUCCGGAUUCUUCCUUAGCUGCGCCCGAGGGGCCGGCUUCCAAACCCAAGGAGAAUGGGGAAAAAAAGAAGGAAGCGCCGAAGGCUCCUUACACCAAGAUCCGCAGGGCAAGCGGGCGGCUGGCCGGCAGGAAGGUCUUUGUGGAGAUCCCGAAGAAGAAAUACACCCGGCGGCUGCGGGAGCAGCAGCGGAACGCCGAGGAGGAAAAGGGCGAGCAGGAGCAGGAGGAGACCUCCGGCAAAGCCGAGGGAACCUCUGCGGAGAAGGCCGAGGAGGACAGAAAGCGACGCGGCGGCGGCGCCGCCGGCUUCAAGUGCGGCACGUGCCAGAAGGAAUUCCUGUACGAGAAGAGCUUCCUGAAGCACGUGCAGCAGAGCCACGGCGCAGCGCCGGCGGCGCCGGAGUUCCGCUGCGAGACGUGCGCGCAGACCUUCGCCAACCGCUGCAACCUGCGCAGCCACCAGCGGCACGUGCACAGCAGCGAGCGCCGCUUCCCCUGCGAGCUCUGCGCCAAGCGCUUCAAGAGGAAGAAGGACGUCCGCAGGCACGUGCUGCAGGUGCACGAGGGCGGCGGCGAGCGCCACCAGUGCCACCAGUGCGGCAAGGGGCUCAGCUCCCGCACGGCGCUGCGCCUGCACGAGAGGACGCACACGGGCCACAAGCCCUACGGCUGCCCCGAGUGCCAGGCCAAGUUCUCGCAGCCCUCGGCGCUCAAGACGCACAUGAGGAUCCACACGGGGGAGAAGCCCUUUGUGUGUGAUGAGUGUGGGGCCCGCUUCACCCAGAACCACAUGCUCAUCUACCACAGGCGCUGCCACACAGGGGAAAGGCCUUUCAUGUGUGAAACCUGUGGGAAGAGCUUUGCCUCCAAGGAAUACUUGAAACACCACAACCGGAUCCACACGGGAUCCAAGCCCUUCAAGUGUGAGGUUUGCUUCCGGACCUUUGCCCAGCGGAAUUCCCUGUACCAGCACAUCAAAGUCCACACAGGGGAGCGGCCGUACUGCUGCGACCAGUGCGGGAAGCAGUUCACGCAGCUGAACGCGCUGCAGCGGCACCACCGCAUCCACACCGGCGAGAAACCCUUCAUGUGCAACGCCUGCGGCAGGACCUUCACCGACAAAUCCACGCUGCGCCGCCACACCUCGAUCCACGACAAAAACACCCCUUGGAAGUCCUUCCUGGUCAUCGUGGAAGGAGCCUCAAAGAACGACACGGAAGGGCACAAAACGGAGCUUCCCGAUGAGGACUACGAAGUGUCCCCCAAAAUCCCAGAAAAGCUGCUGUCCUUCCCAGAGAACAGCUCCUACCAGAGCAUGGCAGCAGUCCCAGGAAGUGGGAAUUCCAGCACGGACUGUAAGGCCUCUGGAGCACAGGAAGCCCUGCUGGGAGAACUCACUGUGCUCCACACGCAGAUGGACUCUGGGCAGUCCCAGCUCCAUGCCCUGGUGAACAUGGAAUAAUUUGGGAUUGCCUCCUGCUCCUGAGGGUGCACCCCCUGUACAGUCCUUGGCCUGAGGGAGGCCGGUGGUGGGAAGCUGGGAAGGAGAGGAUUUUCAGCUUUCCUCUGGAAAUUCCUUCCCCAGCUCCAUUUCCUGAUGGUCAGGCAGGGUGGCACCACACCAGGGAAUUUGUGGGAGUUGAUUGCUUGGGAAUUCAGGGGGUGGCUCAGGUACCUUGGUGGUGCAGGUUUUCCAGGGAAUUGAAUGCCACAUGGACAAUCAGGAGAACCGAUGUUUCUCCAUGACAUUCGCUGUGUUUUCCCCAGUGGAAUUUCAUCCAGGAAAAGUCUGGCUAAAUUUGCUUUUCAGGAAUUGUUGGUUUUUCUCUGUUUUUGCCAAAGAUCCCAAAGAGAGGGAGCAGCUUUGGAGUUUGGAGUCUCUGAGCAGCAAAAAGGGGCAGGUGGCAGCCAAGUGCUACUUCCUUGGUUUUGCAAUUCCAUGGAAACCGGAGUAGUCUGGCACUUGGGUCCUGUCAGUUCUCACCUUCCAGAUGCUCCAGCUCCCAUGGAAUUGGGCAUUUAGGAGACCAAAACAUCUCCUAGAAUGAAAUCUGAGGAAGGCUCAGUUCAGAGGCUUUUCCUGUGCUAUUUUAGUGGACUAGGAUUUGGGGGAAUUUCCCCUGGACAGGGAAGGAGUCUUGGAGUGUUGUCCAGCUGGGCUGACUCAUGGGUUUUUUUUUGGUUUUUUUUUUUUUUCACAACAGCAACUCACGUGGCUAUGAUUUAAUGCUUCAAACCUCGGGAUGGGCUUCCCAGUGUAAAAACCCACAGCUUUUCCCAUUCCUUUGCCUGUUCCUGUAGUAUUCCCACAGCAAUUCCUCAGCUGAAGCUGCAAGCAGAACUUUGGGAAUGGUAAGCACAAUCCAGCCUUGGUGAGAUCCAGCAAUAAAGACCCCCCCCCCUCUCCCCACCUGUGGCACAGAGCUAUUUUUUGGGAUAAAAGGAUGGCAGAGGCAUUCUCAUGGAAUUCUAAGCUGGAAAAAAGGGAAUUUUUAUACCAGAGGACAUUUCCAAGAGGUUAUAUUUGAGAUAUUUAUUCCUGCUGGAGCUCAGUUAUGCCCAGUGGAAGGAAAAGGGCUGUAGAUAUAUUUAAAGGCUGAGCAGUUGGAUCUGGAGCCGGGGAAUGUUUUGUACUCUGGGAACAUAUGGAAGCGAGUUGCUUGUUUGAGCUGUUCCUAUUAAAAUAUGGAAUGUGGAGACCUC
Molecule: messenger RNA, 4148 nt
Organism: Cinclus cinclus
Lineage: Eukaryota; Metazoa; Chordata; Aves; Passeriformes; Cinclidae
Gene: GZF1
Product: GDNF inducible zinc finger protein 1
Exons: 5
Coding region: 964-2907 (647 amino acids)
Biological process (GO): regulation of immune system process; negative regulation of transcription by RNA polymerase II; regulation of cytokine production
Cellular component (GO): nucleus
Molecular function (GO): protein binding; RNA polymerase II transcription regulatory region sequence-specific DNA binding; DNA-binding transcription factor activity, RNA polymerase II-specific
Source: RefSeq, a predicted model, not a curated record